Trichobilharzia szidati is the source of this 865-nucleotide messenger RNA. Lineage: Eukaryota; Metazoa; Platyhelminthes; Trematoda; Strigeidida; Schistosomatidae. The record is from the annotation of a GenBank genome assembly.
AUGAGCCGACCGGAUAAUCGCAGACGUGGACAGAACACAAAGUCUGCUAAGGAACCAGUUUCCAAAAGAUAUAAACCAGAUGUCUAUCCAUCAGAAGAUGAAGACUCUACAAUGUCAGGUUCUAUGGAUUUCGAUCGUGAGUCUAAUGAAAGUCUUUAUGGUCGUAGGGGUGAUGGUAAGAUUGCAAAGAAAUCUACCGCUACUACUGGCCACAGUGUACACAAACUUCACUCGGAUAUUGACUAUGAUGCCACAAAUGAUGGUGAAGAUGAUGAUGACGCUGAUGUUGAUGAAUAUGAAUCGGAUGAAUUACGUGUUGUAUCAAGAGCUCAAACAGUAAAAGCCCGUCACGAACACGGCACUUCAGUUAGCAAGUCUACUGAUGCAUCAGUUGUGUGCACACCAAAAGAUGAAUUCGGAGCUAAAGAUAUGCGAAAUAUAUUGAAGUUACGCAUAGACCAUCCCUAUCGUCCCUUGUGGAUUGGUCCGCAUGGGCACAUAUUUCUUGAAGCAUUUAGUCCACUAGCUCGUCAAGCUCAAGAUUUUUUAAUUGCUAUUUCCGAACCGGUGUGUCGACCACUACAUAUCCAUGAAUAUAAACUCACCUCUUAUUCAUUGUAUGCAGCUGUUUCAGUUGGUUUGCGCACAAGUGAAAUAAUUGGUUGUUUGCGUCGUUUAUGUAAAACUGAUCUACCAGAGGGCAUUGUUGCCUAUAUUCGUAGUUGUAGCCUAUCAUAUGGUUAGGCCAAACUAGUUUUAAAAGGUGGCCGUUAUUUUGUUGAAAGUCCACAUCGUCAGUUUCUACAACAGCUAGCGAACGACAAAACUGUACAACAGUGUUUAGUUAAGACAACAAUUACUGAGG